This is a messenger RNA of Gorilla gorilla gorilla (western lowland gorilla), 2040 nucleotides long. RefSeq names its product transmembrane protein 247 (gene TMEM247). The record is from RefSeq and is a predicted model, not a curated record. NCBI's taxonomy places the organism in Eukaryota, Metazoa, Chordata, Mammalia, Primates, Hominidae. Gene Ontology annotation, cellular component: endoplasmic reticulum. The transcript is spliced from 11 exons. Bases 245 to 1783 code for a protein of 512 amino acids.
CCCUAGGGUGUGGCAGGGCGGGUCUACGGAGGCCUCUUUAGGCCACAGAGCAGCGUAAAGCCUAGGCCUGCAGUGACCGCUCAGUCACAGUUGAAGGAGACCUACUGAGUCCUGAGGACAACCAACAAAGGCCUUAACGGCACAGAAGCAUCUGAGUGGACCUAACACAGGGCAGUGAAAGUGAUGCAGAACAAACUUCAAAGCCUCCAGGAGCACACGUGACCUCAGCGUUCUGGUUUUCUGGAUGGCAGCAAAGGACAGGGAGAUGAUGGAAGCCUGGGGUGCAGGAGAAAGUUGCCCGACCUUCCCCAAGAUGGUGCCUGGUGACUCCAAGUCUGAAGGGAAGCCAAGGGCUUGUCUGGAGGCAGAGUCCCAGAAGCCAGACUCCUCCUAUGACUACUCGGAAGAGAUGGAAGCUUGUGAGGACGGAGGCUGCCAAGGGCCGCUUAAAUCGCUGUCCCCGAAGUCCUGCCGUGCUACCAAAGGCCAGGCUGGCGACGGACCCAAACCCGCAGAGCUGCCCCCGGCCCCUGGGACUGAGCGCAAUCCCGAGAUGGAGCUGGAGAAGGUGCGCAUGGAGUUCGAGCUCACGCGGCUCAAGUACCUGCAUGAGGAGAACGAGCGGCAGCGGCAGCACGAGGUGGUGAUGGAGCAGCUGCAGCGGGAGCGGCAGCACGAGGUGGUGAUGGAGCAGCUGCAGCAAGAGGCGGCGCCCCGCCUGUUUUCAGGAGGCCUCCAGAACUUCCUGCUGCCCCAGAACCAGUUUGCCAUGUUCCUGUACUGCUUCAUCUUCAUUCACAUCAUCUAUGUCACCAAGGAGAUGGUCUUCUUUCUCUUCGCCAAGCACUACCUGUUCUGCAUCGUGGCCAUUUUGCUCUGUUUGAUUAAAACUUUCUGGUCAUACUUCCAAUCACUUUGCCUCAAACUUUUCAUCAAAGCAGCCUUUGUAAGGUCCUGGGGCAGAAAGCAGGCCUUGGAAGACAGCCACCAGGAAGUCAUGCAGAAAGUGCUGAGCAGGGGGACCCUUGGUGGAGGAGAUGAGAAAUCAGACUCCGAGAGGUUCAGGAAUUGCCCAAGCUUGCUCAGCCAGGAGGUACCAGAGACCAAGUGUGGCAAGGAGCUGAAAGAUGAUUGGAAGAAAACAAAGAACCGUGCUGUGUCUCAUUCAUUUAGGUUUGUGAACAAAGGUUCCGAGCUGCACCACGAAGGGCUUGAUGAUGGUGCCAAAGGAAGUGGCAGCAGGGCCUGGCUGAGAGGGGAUGCCCAGCGGGAAACUCCACAGACACAGCAUAUGCUGUGUGCUGCCAACAUACAGAGCACUGCGCUCGCAGGAUGGUCCAUGAAAGGUCUGGAAGCAGCCCAGGUGUCAAUCAACCAGUGGGCAGACUGUCCGGGCGCUUAUGACAUUCAAACCUGCUCUCUCCUCCUCCUCCUCCCUCUCCGGUACGCCGGCCCUUUUCACACCAAGGGACCGUCUCAAAAGUCUAGGCUCCAAAUGCUACGACGUAAGAAAGGAGGAGAAAGAGGGAGGAAAAAAGUCGAAGACUGCACUUCUCGUUGCUGCCGUUUGAAAACUAUGCUUGCAGGAGGCUUCUUAGCUGGUGAUGACCCUGGACUGCUUCCUGGCUUACUCUGGGCUUCAGAUUCGGACAAACAUUUGGCUCUCAAGGUCACUUCAUGCUCUAAACCUUCUGUAAUCUCCAGGACAUCAAUCCACUCAGCAAUGGGAAGCAGAGUAACUCACCUCCCAAUGAAAGAAGUUAAGAAAAGAACCUUUAUCUGAGGAAUACAAGUCCUUUUAAUUAUCAGGCCCAGAGAGACACUAAAACGAGACAGCAAUCAUGUCCUACUCCCCCGCUUUGAGCAAUGUGUUCGUCUCUUGAAGCUGCUUGCUAUCACCACAGGUAGCUAUAGAUCAACCUAAUAGUGCCAUACCAGACACUGUAACCCACGCUUUAUAGCUUAACAAUGUAUAGCCAAUCAAAUCAAUGUUAUUUAUGUAAACCAAUGAGAAUUCCUGACAAACAACUUUAUAUCAGC